AUGACAGUUUUUUUUACAUUUCAUAUUUGAUUAUAUUUAAAUGUGAUAGAUUUUUUAUAAAAGUAGCAACCUUGGUCCCAGAACACAAAAAUGGAAGAUAAAAAAAGAGCAAACAAACUUUAAACUAACCUGGUCAUAAGUAAACAUUGGCGAAAUCAGUACAAAAUAUAUAAAAAGAGAGACAGGAUUCUAUGUUUCGGUUUUCUCUUUUCAGCUGAUAAACAAAUUGUUUCCAUAAGAUACUGUGCGAGCAUGCUAAACCAUGGGUAAAAAUAAAUUAUUUAAAACAUUACCUCACCCUAUGAUGCUGUAGUAGAAGUUUUCUGGUUUGGCAGCUUACAUUUUAUUUUGGUAAACUUUAGCGUAACACCAAUUUUCGGAGACAGUGUUUAAGCUUAAGAAAGUGACCCGGGAUUUUGUGCUGUGGACUCACAUAGUCUCCCACAAGCGUAUUAUAAAAGAGCAUAAUUGUAUUUUUUAGGAAAACAUUUAAAACAUGGAAGCAAUAACAAGUUAUCUCUCUACUCAUUAUUUUUUAAACAUGCUUGCAUGUAUAUUGUUUUUAAUCACACGUUGUAACUAUUUUCUUUGCACGAUGCUGUUUGAAUUAUCAGAAGAAGGUGAAUGCCAACUAGAUUGGAGAGAUACCGAAAUUUUGAUGUUUUUAUGUCUAGUGUUGGUUAUUAAAAACCGUAGAUGGAAACCAAUCAGUAAUAGAGAGUACAUAGCAAACACUUUUUUAUUUGGAAAAUGUGCAAAUGCCUUAUUAUUUUCCAGACAAGAUUUACGUUUGGGAUUUCUAUAUAUAGCUUUUUGCUUGUUUUUAUUUGUUGUGUUCCCAGAGCCAAGCUAUUCUGGCCCAGAUAAUGUGACAUUUUUUCGUGGACAAGCCUUAGAUGAAGUUUUACAUCAUGAACCAGAAAAAUGUUUGUUUGUUGAAUUUUAUGCCACUUGGUCACCACCGUGUUCAAGGUUUUCCAGUACGUUUGCUUCCCUAUCACUUCAAUAUGGCAAUGAAUUUUUUAAAUUUGGCAAGUUGGAUGUAACAAGAUAUCAAAUGAUUGCUGACAAGUACAAAGUUAACUCCGAUAUAUCAAGUAAGAAUCUACCAACACUCAUUUUGUUUAAGAAUGGGAAGGAAAGCCUGCGCAGACCAACUCUUAAUAGCAAAGGGGUUGUUUCUCCUUAUAUUUUUAAGGAGCAAAAUAUCAUACAAGAUUUUAACUUGAAUGAAGUGUAUGCUGAAACUAAAAAGAAGGAGAAGAUUCAAAAUGGCAAGAAGAAAAAUUAAAAACAUCUGUAGUUUGUGUGACUGCAUAUAUUAUGAAGAAUAUAAACAAACAAAAUCGGAAAA
Hydractinia symbiolongicarpus is the source of this 1354-nucleotide messenger RNA. Its product is annotated as thioredoxin-related transmembrane protein 2-A-like. The transcript has a single exon. The coding region runs from base 497 to 1291 and encodes 264 amino acids. The record is from RefSeq and is a predicted model, not a curated record. Gene Ontology annotation, molecular function: oxidoreductase activity, acting on a sulfur group of donors, disulfide as acceptor. Gene Ontology annotation, cellular component: cytoplasm. NCBI's taxonomy places the organism in Eukaryota, Metazoa, Cnidaria, Hydrozoa, Anthoathecata, Hydractiniidae.